This is a messenger RNA of Triticum urartu, 933 nucleotides long. RefSeq lists its product as uncharacterized. Lineage: Eukaryota; Viridiplantae; Streptophyta; Magnoliopsida; Poales; Poaceae. The record is from RefSeq and is a predicted model, not a curated record.
CUCUGCCUCUGCCUCUGCCCCGCUCCAUCAUAAAAGGACCACACCACUACCCACGAAGCCAACGCUCCAUCGCAAGCCAUUUCCUUUGAGCGCAGAGACUCAUCAGAGAGUAGUCUUCGAGAGCACGAGAGGCGCAGAGAGGAGAGGAGAAGCUGCCAUGGCUUCCAUGACUCAGCCCAUGCCGUAUUACCCCACCACCAACCCCAUCAUGCACGCGCAGCCGGCCACCACGUCCAGGGGCUCCUUCGCGCCGGUCUUCACCGUGCUGGGCGUCAUCUCCUUCCUCGCUGUCGUCGCCUGCGUCGCGGGGCGGCUGUGCGGCCGCCGGCUCUCCAAGAAGAAGGCCUACGCCGACCAGCACUACUACGGCACUAACGCGGUGGGCGGCGACCUGGAGAAGGGCUUCGAGGUCAAGUACCCGCCGAUGAAGCCCAUGCCGAGCUCGCGCGCCGUGGUCCACGACAUGGACGACGGCUUCGAGAUCAAGUUCGCGCCGGGGAAGCCCGCCGCGUGGAAGACCGACGCCAAGGCCGACAACAGAGGGCGCCCGCAGCAGCAGCACCACCACCACCAGCAUCCCCAGGCCGGCAUGCCGAAGGAGUACGCCGGUUUCAGGUACCCCGCGGCUGCCAACGGCGCGGUCAGGCAAGGGCAAGUAAGGGGCGGAACGUUCGUCUCCGCAAAGCCCGGUUCAUGAUCAUCACAGUAGCUUUUAGGUUCAUCACAGCUUGAUGCAUCUAUCAUAUGAUAAAGAGUGUCUGCUAGGCAUUUACUACUAGGCAUCCAUGAUCCAUCGGCGAUCAUAGCGUGUUCGUUCUUCACUCUAGUUUUGGGGCGCGCUCUGCAAAGUUUGUACCAGUUCCCAGUCACUUCCAGAUUGUAUUUUGUACAUUAAUUCAUCGAGCAGUGAAGAACAUCCCAUUCUCAAAGUAA